Messenger RNA from Paramecium pentaurelia, 928 nucleotides. Lineage: Eukaryota; Ciliophora; Oligohymenophorea; Peniculida; Parameciidae. The record is from the annotation of a GenBank genome assembly.
AUGUUUAAUCAAAACAUGUUGUUUGAAGAAGAGACUGAAGAAAUACCAAAUGAAAUAACAGAAGAAAUGAAAUAAGUAAUUUAGAAAUAAAUUUUAGAUCAUAAAAGUGAUAGAUUCUUUUAACAUUGAAGAGUUAAGAAAUCUUGUAAAUGGUAAUAGACGCCAGCAAAUUAUUAGAAGUAGGUAUCUGUUCAGAUAUAUGUUGAAUAAAAUUGAUGAAAAAUUAAAGUAAAUAGUGAUAGAGAUAUAAAAUAAUUCCAUAUAUGACUGCUCAUAGAUCUUGGAUUUUAUCAACGAAUUCAUAAAAAGAUCUUAUCUAUUUGAGUAAAUAUAGAAAAUAAUAAAAUUUUAGAGAUAUGUUUUCUUCUUAAGAGCAACUGCUUAAGAUAAUUGAAUACACAGACAAUUUAAUUAUUUAUGAAAAGGUCUUUUAGAUUUUAACUCUAUCUAUGAUCCCUCGUUAAGAGAUUUAAAACAAUUAUUUCCCAAGAUUAAUAUAUCUAGAAAAAAUUUUAUAUGAACACAUCAAUUAUUUAUCCAAAAAUAAGAUAAAAUUGGUUGAUUAUUAUUAAGAUGAUCCAAAAUACAGAGACAUUAGAAUGGAUCUUAGAACCCCUUUAUAAUUUGAUAUUGAGUAUAAUGAACCAGCUUAAUAAGAGGAAAGUUAUGAGGAUAUAUGUAAAAAUAAAAAUCAUAAUAAUAACAUAUUAUAUGAUUAAUUCUAAAACAAAGUAUUAAUUGUAAAUUUAUUUUUGUAGAUAGUGUAAAUAGUAGAUGACGAUUCAGUAUCAGCUCUCAAUUUGUCAAGAAAUCUAUUAAAUAAGCAAAACUAACCUUUAUCACCCUUAAUUGAAAUAGUAAAAUACAGAAUCCUGAUAAAAAGAGGAUUAGAAAAAAAUCCAUAACAAACUAAAAAUAUAAUAAUCAA